AAAAAAUGUUUAGAAGCCCAUUAUCUAAAAUUAUAUAAGAUUCUUAUGAUAGAAUAAGAUAAAGAAGAAUAUUUGUUAAUAACUAAAUAAUCAGUAGAUAAACUUACUAAACUAGAGAAUUACCUAGUAGAGAAUAUAAACAUUAUUAGUAAAAGAGUAAUGUAUUACAUGUGUACAAUUGAUAAAAUAUAUAAUCACGUAGUCACAUAAUUAUACACUCGAGUUGGAAGGAUUCCCUUUAAUUGUUCUAACCUUAUCUGACUUCGUAUGGAGCAAGUUUCCAUGAUGCGUGUCACAAUAUUUACAUAUUAAUGAAAAGGGAAUAUGUACCGAGUGAAUAAUUUGUUUCCUCUAUUUUUAUGUAUCAUUAAAAAUGAACAAUCUUGGCCUGAGUUUAAUUCUGAAAAUGGGAUGUCUUUGCGCCAAGGAAACUAUUACUGUAAAUACGAAAAAGUAUACAGUUCGCGAACAUCUGGGAGAAGGUGGAUUUAGUACAGUACUUUUAGUAGAAGAUAAUAUAACACAUAGAAAAUAUGCAAUUAAAAAGAUUGUUUGUCAUGGGCCUGAAGACCAGCAUAUAGCAGUAAAAGAAAUAGAAUAUCAUAGUCUUGUAAAGCAUCCAAAUGUUAUAGAAUGUAUUGAUUCCACACACAAAGGAACAGCAGAUCCAGUUGUAAAUGCAACUAGUGAAGUACUACUUGUACUACCUUAUUAUUAUAGAGGUACACUAGCACACGAAUUAGAAAGACGAGCCAAAAAUAAUGAUUAUAUGAAUCCCAUAGAUAUUUUAAAUAUCUUUUUACAAAUAUGCGAGGGUGUAAAAGCUUUUCACGAGGCAAAGCCAAAUCCUCUUGCACAUAGGGAUCUAAAGACUGCAAAUAUAGUCUUGAAUGAUCAAGAUAUACCUGUUAUAAUGGAUUUAGGAUCUGUAGCACCAGCAAGAGUUAAAGUUUGUGGUAAUCAAGCAGCUCAAACAUUGCAAGAUAUAGCAGCUGAAAGAUGUUCAAUGCCCUAUAGAGCACCAGAGCUAUUCAAUGUUGAAAGCUAUUGUAUGAUUGAUGAACGAACAGAUAUUUGGUCUUUGGGUUGUAUUCUAUAUGCUUUAUGUUACUUUAAGUCUCCUUUUGAUACCGUUUAUGAAAGAGGAGAUAGUGUGGCACUUGCUGUUAUAAGUGCGAAUAUUACAUUUCCAGAAGAAGCACCUUAUAACGAAGAUAUGCAAAAUUUAAUUCUCUCCAUGUUAAAAGUUAAUCCAAUGGAGCGGCCUUAUAUAUAUAGUGUAAUAGAAAGUGUGCAUGAUACUAUAGCAAAAUUUGAAGGUAGAGUGUAAUUUUAGGGUUAACAAAUUAGAUAUAUUUCUGCUUUAAGUUUAUACAAAAAAAAAUAGAUUUUUUGUUACAAGUUCAAAAAUUUUGAAUGAUGAAUAAAGUGAAUAGAGCAGUGAUAGAUUUUUAUACACUAAACGGAAUGAAAUAUAAUUUUCAUAAAUAAGUUAUCAAUACACUCAUGGAUAAAUUACGCUAAAACUAUGUCCAAUGAGUAAAAUUGUAAAGAUUCAAACGUCCAGAAUAUAUUAAUAUGCAUUUAUAGUGCUUUUAUAAAACUGUUAAAUAAUGAACAAAUGACUUUCAUAUUACAUUUUUAUAAGUGAUCAGAGACUAUGUAAUUAUAUAGGAACUAUUUAAGAAAUUAUCCUUAUCUAGAUAUUACUAUAAGACUAAAUCUUAUUCAGAGGUAGUAUUUCCUUAACAGAAACGUUAAU
Messenger RNA from Vespa mandarinia (Asian giant hornet), 1762 nucleotides. Its product is annotated as serine/threonine-protein kinase 16. Gene Ontology annotation, cellular component: cytoplasm; Golgi apparatus. NCBI's taxonomy places the organism in Eukaryota, Metazoa, Arthropoda, Insecta, Hymenoptera, Vespidae. Gene Ontology annotation, molecular function: protein serine/threonine kinase activity; ATP binding. Gene Ontology annotation, biological process: protein phosphorylation. The record is from RefSeq and is a predicted model, not a curated record.